Molecule: messenger RNA, 372 nt
Organism: Tuber melanosporum (Perigord truffle)
Lineage: Eukaryota; Fungi; Ascomycota; Pezizomycetes; Pezizales; Tuberaceae
Exons: 2
Coding region: 67-372 (101 amino acids)
Biological process (GO): negative regulation of protein kinase activity
Cellular component (GO): nucleolus
Molecular function (GO): protein kinase binding; double-stranded RNA binding; protein kinase inhibitor activity
Source: RefSeq, a predicted model, not a curated record
AUUGAAACCUAAAUUAGUACCACUAUCCCAACAUCUACGAUACAACAAAACAUCCUUCAGGCAAAAAUGUCCGAACCAAUCCCCGAAGCGAUCCCAACCUCCCAAGACCCACGCAACAAACGACCGACAAAACGUCGCGCCCUCUCCCCGGCUUCCGCCCAAGCCACCGCCCUAACAAACCUCUUCUCGAAGCCCGAUCGAGAAAUACACAUGCCCACCAAUCCCAAAACCAAAGUCCUCCCUCCGCCCCCUGAGAUCGUCACAAACGUUCAGGGAUCCAGCGCGGGAGCUGGAUCAGGCGAGUUCCAUGUUUACAAGGCCGCACGGCGGAGGGAGUAUGAGAGGAUACGGUUGAUGGAGGAGGAGGGAUGA